AUGAUGACCAUGACUACGAUGGCUGACGGUCUGGACGCUCAGGACUCGUCCAAGUCUGCUUUCAUGGAGUUUGGGCAGCAGUCGCACUCACAGCAGAGCUCCCCGUCGAUGGCCAGCGGCCACUACCCGCUGCACUGUCUCCACUCCGGCUCACACGCUCACCACCAGCACGACAACACCCCGUACCCCGGGACCAACACCUACAACAGGUCGUUACCCUACCCCUACGUGAGCCAUCCGCACCACAGCCCGUACCUGCCAUCCUAUCACAACAACACGGGAGGACAGACAAGGUUAGACGGCACAGAGCAGCAGAAAACGACGGUGAUUGAAAAUGGGGAAAUUCGUUUUAAUGGGAAAGGCAAAAAGAUUCGCAAACCUCGGACAAUUUAUUCCAGUUUGCAGCUUCAAGCACUGAACCACCGUUUCCAGCAAACACAGUACCUCGCUUUACCGGAGCGCGCCGAGCUGGCUGCCUCUCUAGGACUGACACAAACCCAGGUAAAGAUUUGGUUCCAGAAUAAGAGGUCAAAGUUCAAGAAGCUGCUCAAGCAAGGCAGCAACCCGCACGAGAGCGACCCUAUACCGGGCUCCAUGUCCCUAUCCCCGCGCUCCCCGACCAUCCCUCCAAUAUGGGACGUCUCGGCCUCUUCCAAAGGAGUAAACAUGCCGGCGAACAGCUACAUGCCCGGCUACUCUCACUGGUAUUCCUCCCCACAUCAAGAUUCAAUGCAGAGAUAGACUGAUGAGGCAGGAAAAGGGUCAGUGAG
This is a messenger RNA of Seriola dumerili (greater amberjack), 770 nucleotides long. It is a transcript of the gene dlx6a, whose product is annotated as distal-less homeobox 6. Gene Ontology annotation, molecular function: DNA-binding transcription factor activity, RNA polymerase II-specific; RNA polymerase II cis-regulatory region sequence-specific DNA binding. The transcript is spliced from 3 exons. Gene Ontology annotation, biological process: embryo development; regulation of transcription by RNA polymerase II; cell differentiation. NCBI's taxonomy places the organism in Eukaryota, Metazoa, Chordata, Actinopteri, Carangiformes, Carangidae. The record is from RefSeq and is a predicted model, not a curated record. The coding region runs from base 1 to 741 and encodes 246 amino acids.